Messenger RNA from Geodia barretti, 597 nucleotides. NCBI's taxonomy places the organism in Eukaryota, Metazoa, Porifera, Demospongiae, Tetractinellida, Geodiidae. The record is from the annotation of a GenBank genome assembly.
AUGGAUGUUAUUAGUAAGCGAAUCAGUCUCACUGCCUGGGGGCGCCUCUACGGGUUUGACAAGGCGACCACGGCCCGGUUGCACAAGCAGGGCAGGUUGCCUCCUGAGCUCCAGGUCGAGACCCUGCCCACGGGGCGCCAUUUCGUCAUCGUCCCCCCGGACAACAUGGGCCGCUGCGUGGUCUAUGCCCGGGUUUCCUCUGCUGAUCAGAGGGACGAUCUGGACCGGCAGGUGGGCCGGGUUGUUGAGUGGGCCACCGGGCAGGGGCAUCGUCCUGACGAGGUCGUCAAGGAAAUCGGCUCGGGUCUUAACGGGAACCGGAGUAGGCUCCGCAGGCUGGUGGCCGACCCCCUGGUGAAAACCAUAGUGGUGGAACACCGGGAUCGUCUUUGUCGCUUUGGCUUUGAGUACCUUGAGGCUUCCCUGAUGGGUCGGGGUGCCCGCAUCCUGGUGAUGGACGAUGCCGAAUUGGAGGAUGACCUGGUGCGGGAUGUCACCGAGGUGAUGACGUCGUUGUGCGCUCGGCUGUACGGACGGCGUUCGGCCCGGCGUCGUGCGGAGCGGGCGCUGGCAGCUGCCGCGGGAGAUGGUCCGUGA